This is a messenger RNA of Condylura cristata (star-nosed mole), 2957 nucleotides long. RefSeq names its product polypeptide N-acetylgalactosaminyltransferase 3 (gene GALNT3). Lineage: Eukaryota; Metazoa; Chordata; Mammalia; Eulipotyphla; Talpidae. The transcript has 10 exons. The record is from RefSeq and is a predicted model, not a curated record. Bases 111 to 2012 code for a protein of 633 amino acids. Gene Ontology annotation, cellular component: Golgi apparatus.
GGUAUAACCAUUUAAAGAAACCUUCUUGCCAGCAAAUCUAUGAUAAAAAAUAUAAGUAACAGAGGAAAUUAUAACUGUUAUUUGUCAAGUGACAAACUUUUAAUGUCAGAAUGGCUCACCUAAGGCGACUAGUGAAAUUACCUCUUAAAAGAUAUUACCAUAAAAAGUUCUGGAAACUUGGUGCAAUAAUAUUUUUCUUCAUACUAUUUUUGAUUUUAAUGCAAAGAGAAGUAAGUAUUCAACAUUCCAAAGAGGAAACAAGUAUGGAAAGAAAUAUGAAAAACAAAAACAAGAUGUUUGACUUUAUGCUGGAAGCUGUCAACAAUAUUAAAGAUGCAAUGCCAAAAAUGCAAAUAAGAGCACCUGUCAGGGAAAAUAUUGAUGCUGGUAAGAGACCCUGUUUGCAAGGAUAUUAUACAGCAGCAGAAUUGAAACCCGUUCUUGACCGCCCACCUCAGGAUUCUAAUGCACCUGGUGCUUCCGGUAAAGCAUUCAAGACAACCAAUUUAAGUACUGAAGAACAGAAGGAAAAAGAACGUGGAGAAGCAAAACACUGUUUUAAUGCUUUUGCAAGUGACAGAAUUUCUUUACAACGAGACCUUGGACCAGAUACUCGACCUCCUGAAUGUAUUGAACAGAAAUUUAAGCGCUGUCCUCCUCUGCCUACCACCAGUGUCAUAAUAGUUUUUCAUAAUGAAGCAUGGUCCACACUGCUUAGAACUGUCCACAGUGUGCUCUAUUCUUCACCUGCCAUACUGCUGAAGGAAAUCAUUUUGGUGGAUGAUGCUAGUGUAGAUGAGUACUUACAUGGUAAACUAGAGGAAUAUAUAAAACAAUUUUCUAUAGUAAAAAUAGUCAGACAAAGAGAAAGAAAAGGUCUGAUUACUGCACGGUUGCUAGGAGCAACAGUAGCAACAGCUGAAACGCUCACAUUUUUAGAUGCACACUGUGAAUGUUUUUAUGGCUGGCUAGAGCCUUUAUUGGCCAGAAUAGCUGAGAACUACACAGCUGUUGUGAGUCCAGAUAUUGCAUCCAUUGAUAUGAACACUUUUGAAUUCAACAAACCUUCUCCUUAUGGAAGUAACCAUAAUCGUGGAAAUUUUGACUGGAGCCUUUCAUUUGGCUGGGAAUCACUCCCUGAUCAUGAGAAGCAAAGAAGGAAAGAUGAAACUUACCCGAUUAAAACACCUACUUUUGCAGGAGGCCUUUUUUCCAUAUCAAAAGAAUAUUUUGAAUACAUUGGAACUUAUGAUGAAGAGAUGGAAAUCUGGGGAGGUGAAAAUAUAGAAAUGUCUUUCAGAGUAUGGCAAUGUGGUGGGCAGUUGGAGAUUAUGCCUUGCUCUGUUGUUGGACAUGUUUUUCGCAGCAAAAGCCCUCAUACCUUUCCAAAAGGCACUCAGGUGAUUGCUCGAAACCAAGUUCGCCUUGCAGAAGUCUGGAUGGAUGACUAUAAGAAAAUAUUUUAUAGGAGAAACACAGAUGCAGCAAAAAUUGUUAAACAAAAAUCAUUUGGUGAUCUCUCAAAAAGAUUUGAAAUAAAACACCGCCUUCAAUGUAAAAAUUUUACAUGGUAUCUGAACAAUAUUUAUCCAGAAGUGUAUGUGCCAGACCUUAAUCCUGUUAUAUCUGGAUAUAUUAAAAGCAUUGGUCAACCUCUAUGUCUGGAUGUUGGAGAAAAUAAUCAAGGAGGCAGGCCAUUAAUUUUAUACACAUGUCAUGGACUUGGAGGAAACCAGUACUUUGAGUAUUCUGUUCAACGUGAAAUUCGGCAUAACAUCCAGAAGGAACUAUGUCUCCAUGCUGUUCAAGGUCCCGUUCAACUGAAGACAUGUACUUACAAAGGUCACAAGACAGUGGCCAUUGGAGAACAGAUAUGGGAGAUCCAGAAGGAUAAACUUCUGUAUAAUCCAUUCCUUAAAAUGUGCCUUUCAGCAAAUGGAGAGCAUCCAAGUUUAGUAUCAUGCAAUCCAUCAGAUCCACUCCAAAAAUGGAUUUUUAGCCAAAAUGAUUAAGUGUUCCUUAAAAUUAAGGAGUUGAAAUAGGAGAUAUUCUUUCUCAUAAAACUGUGACUAGGCAUAUACACUGUAGUUUUUGAAAUUAUGCAGAAGCAGCUAAUUGUAACUUAUUCCAAGUGCAUUUUUCUUAUUUAUAUCUUCAAAUGCCUACAUAGCACUACUAUAGAAAUCCUUUAAGGUUCCAUUUCAAAGCACAAUAACUAGUAAUACCAAAGACUAUUUUGAAAUGUCCAGAUGUAGGGAAAGAGAUGUUUACAAUAUGAUGAAAAUAACUUUCCAAGUAAAGUGUGUUUUGUACUCUUGAGAUAUACAUAGCUAUAUUCACAUACAAUUGAAAAUAUUCCUUCUAGUUUUAUGAGGGGAGGGAAAAUAUUUGAUACUGUAUUUUUUUAACUACAUUGAAAUAGAUCAAUGAAAGUAAGACAUUGGUCUUUGUGUACAAACCAGGAAAAUUUUAUAGAUCUAGAAUUUAUUAUAUAAAAAUUUAGGUCAACAUUUUUGCCUUUUGUUACUUAUCUGUUAAAAUGUUUUCUUAUAUAUGAAAUAAAAUUAAUGAUAAGAGAAAUAUUUUUAACCACUUCAAUAUCUUGUCAAUUUUUUAGAUAUUUUUUAGUUUGAAGUCCCCUUGAAUUGAAGCACUUGUCUUCCUUAAAUUACUUUUCCUAAACAACUAUACUGUGUGUUCCCAAAGCAAUUAAAAAAAAAACUAUAAAUGACUAUCUGUUAAUAGGUAUCUUUUUCCUUUCUGCUAGUCUUUUUUCAUAUCAGAAUUCACUGAUCUUGAAUGUUUGUAAAAAUGAAUUUCAGUCGUAGAAUACUUACUUAAAGCUACAUUUGUUACUGAUUCAAUUAUAGAUUGUUUUUGUAAUGAUUCUUUUUUCUCAUCAAAAAACCCUAUUUCUAUCUAUGUGGAAAACAAUAAAAAUCUUAUCAUUAUUGUAA